This is a messenger RNA of Onychomys torridus (southern grasshopper mouse), 4980 nucleotides long. RefSeq names its product protein kinase C beta (gene Prkcb). The transcript is spliced from 17 exons. The coding region runs from base 635 to 2656 and encodes 673 amino acids. The record is from RefSeq and is a predicted model, not a curated record. Gene Ontology annotation, biological process: protein phosphorylation. Lineage: Eukaryota; Metazoa; Chordata; Mammalia; Rodentia; Cricetidae. Gene Ontology annotation, molecular function: ATP binding; zinc ion binding; diacylglycerol-dependent serine/threonine kinase activity.
UGGGUACCAGUCUCUGCAGAGGCCAGGGUGAAACUGGCUGCGUCCAGCCUGUUCCACCCUCAUUUCUCGGAGCCCCUCAGGCCCUUCUGCAUUCGGUCCUGGCUGGGGCGCGGGAAGUGCUCAUCUUAAUGCACUUGGGGCCGAGGAUAGCGUGCUAGGGGUGCGGCUCGGGUCUGUCCAGCGCAGUCUGCUGCUGCAGCGCUGCGGCUAAGAACACUUGGUUGGGAGGCCGGCGGGCUGCGGGGUGUGUGUGUGUGUGUGUGUGUGUGUGUGUGUGUGUGUGUAGUGUGUGGUGUGUGGUGCCAAUAUGUAAAGCAACCGGCGGCUCUGGGCGGGGCCUGGGCCCGAUGCAAAUGAGGGAGGCGGGGUUAUCCUGGGGCUCCGCCUCCCUCCCCCGCAGCUGGGGCCAGCGGUGCCAAGCACAGCUGGACCAGCGGCAGCAGCUGGGCGAGUGACAGCCCAGCUCCGCGCGCGCGGCCGCCGCCAGAGCCGGCGCGAAGGGGCAGCGCGGCCCCGCGGUCCCCGGGCGGCAGCAGCGGCCGCCUAGUCCCGCGCCUCUCCGGGCCCGCAGCCCCGCGGUCCCGCCGCCCCGGGGCCGCCACCUCUCGGGGCUCCCCCGGUCCCCGCGCGCAAGAUGGCUGACCCGGCUGCGGGGCCGCCGCCGAGCGAGGGCGAGGAGAGCACUGUGCGCUUCGCCCGCAAAGGCGCCCUCCGGCAGAAGAACGUGCACGAGGUGAAGAACCACAAAUUCACCGCCCGCUUCUUCAAGCAGCCCACCUUCUGCAGCCACUGCACCGACUUCAUCUGGGGCUUCGGCAAGCAGGGAUUCCAGUGUCAAGUUUGCUGCUUUGUUGUACACAAGCGCUGCCAUGAAUUCGUCACAUUCUCCUGCCCCGGUGCGGACAAGGGCCCAGCCUCUGACGACCCCCGGAGCAAACACAAGUUUAAGAUCCACACCUACUCUAGCCCCACCUUUUGUGACCACUGCGGAUCGCUGCUGUAUGGACUCAUCCACCAGGGCAUGAAAUGUGACACCUGUAUGAUGAACGUCCACAAGCGCUGUGUGAUGAAUGUCCCCAGCCUCUGUGGAACCGACCACACAGAACGCCGCGGCCGCAUCUACAUCCAGGCUCACAUUGACAGAGAGGUCCUCAUUGUUGUCGUAAGAGAUGCUAAAAAUCUUGUACCUAUGGACCCCAAUGGCUUGUCAGAUCCCUACGUCAAACUGAAACUGAUUCCUGAUCCCAAAAGUGAGAGCAAGCAGAAGACCAGGACCAUCAAGUGCUCUCUCAACCCCGAGUGGAACGAGACCUUCAGAUUUCAGCUGAAGGAAUCAGACAAAGACAGAAGACUGUCCGUAGAGAUCUGGGAUUGGGACCUGACCAGCAGGAAUGACUUCAUGGGGUCUCUGUCAUUUGGGAUUUCGGAACUGCAGAAGGCCGGCGUGGAUGGCUGGUUCAAGUUACUGAGCCAGGAAGAGGGCGAGUACUUCAAUGUGCCGGUGCCGCCAGAAGGAAGUGAGGGCAAUGAAGAGCUGCGGCAGAAGUUUGAGAGAGCCAAAAUCGGCCAGGGGACCAAAGCUCCAGAAGAAAAGACAGCCAACACCAUCUCCAAAUUUGACAACAAUGGCAACAGGGACCGGAUGAAACUGACCGAUUUUAACUUCCUGAUGGUGCUGGGGAAAGGCAGCUUUGGCAAGGUCAUGCUCUCAGAGCGGAAGGGUACAGAUGAGCUCUAUGCUGUGAAGAUCCUGAAGAAAGACGUAGUGAUCCAGGAUGACGAUGUGGAGUGCACAAUGGUGGAGAAGCGGGUGCUGGCCUUGCCUGGGAAGCCACCAUUCCUGACUCAGCUCCAUUCCUGCUUCCAGACCAUGGACCGCCUGUACUUUGUGAUGGAGUAUGUGAACGGGGGUGACCUCAUGUACCACAUCCAACAAGUUGGCCGGUUCAAGGAACCCCAUGCUGUAUUUUAUGCUGCAGAGAUUGCCAUUGGUCUAUUCUUCUUGCAAAGCAAGGGCAUCAUUUACCGUGACCUAAAACUUGACAAUGUGAUGCUGGAUUCUGAGGGGCACAUCAAGAUCGCUGACUUUGGCAUGUGCAAAGAGAACAUCUGGGAUGGGGUAACAACCAAGACAUUCUGCGGCACUCCAGACUACAUUGCCCCAGAGAUCAUCGCUUAUCAGCCCUAUGGAAAGUCUGUGGACUGGUGGGCCUUUGGAGUCCUGCUGUAUGAAAUGUUGGCUGGCCAGGCACCUUUUGAAGGGGAGGAUGAGGAUGAACUCUUCCAGUCCAUCAUGGAGCACAAUGUGGCAUAUCCCAAGUCCAUGUCCAAGGAAGCUGUGGCCAUCUGCAAAGGGCUAAUGACCAAACACCCAGGCAAGCGUCUGGGUUGUGGGCCUGAAGGGGAACGAGACAUUAAAGAACAUGCAUUUUUCCGGUAUAUUGACUGGGAGAAACUUGAACGCAAGGAGAUUCAGCCACCAUAUAAACCCAAAGCUUGUGGGCGAAAUGCUGAAAACUUCGACCGGUUUUUCACCCGCCAUCCACCAGUCCUAACACCUCCUGACCAGGAAGUCAUCAGGAAUAUUGACCAAUCAGAAUUCGAAGGAUUUUCCUUUGUUAACUCUGAAUUUUUAAAACCUGAAGUCAAGAGCUAAGUAGAUCUGUAGAUCUCCGUCCUUCAUUUCUGUCAUUCAAGGCUCAACAGCUAUCAUGGUGACAUUUUUUUUUUUUUUUAAAUCAUUGCCAAGUUACAUCUGUGUUUUCUUUUCUGAUGAGGCUAGAGUGGCCAUGUUUCAGAACCCAAAUGUCCUCAAGUAGUUUGGAGCAUCUCGAGGAGAUGGAAUUAUGCAGGUGGCAUGUAGAAAGUGCUGCAUAAUUGAAACACGCUCAAAGUCCUCCUACUAUGCGCAUCCCCAGCAUGUUGGCUAACAGACCCACUAGGGAGAGAAAAAGCUUGCUUUCUCUCCCUCCUUCUCUGCACUGCCAUUUUUACCCCGAUCAUCCACUCUACAUCCUCCCUACAAAAUGGAUAGAUGAACUGAAUGCUAACAAUAUGCUUCCACUUUCCAGCCUGGGAGCUUGGCUUGAAUCCAAGGAUAUGGCUGCUUUGCCCUAGAGGGAAUCCCUCCACACUGUUCUGGAGGCAGUAGAGCUUUGAAAAGAACAUGCUAAAAAUACAUUUUUAUUUUUUUAACUCAAUGUUAAGAAGAUUACCUAAGUCCUAAAACAACAACAACAAAAAACCCAAAAAACAAAAAACCAGGAAUGCGCUUUUAGACAAAUGUCAGCCUAAAAGCAGCACUUCCAGGGGUCAAAAGGCAACAGCUUGAGUGUUAUCAGCACGCUGUAGUUUCUAAUACUGUAUGUCUGGUACUGGUACCCUCAUUCCCCAAACUACUCAAGAAUGGCAUUUGGCACUGUUUCUGGAAGCACAUGGUCACUCUAGCAAGGUCCCAAAGGACCAUGAUUUUUCAUUACAUUUCAAACGUUAUUUGCUUUUUUUUAAUUUCUGUCAUUGUUGAAAUGCAAAAAACAAACAAACAAACAAACAAAAGAAAAAACAAACUCACUUUGUUACACAUGCUUUAAAAACUGUGUCCAGAUGUUAUUAGCCACAAUGGCCUGCUUUGUUCAACUGAGAAGAUGGUUAUGGAGCCCAGCGGACUUGUGUCUGUGGGGAGGGGUUUGUCUACGGGUACUGCUGGUAUUGGAGAACUAAUAGAGGGCCCUGAGAAAGACACCAUCUCUCCAAGCCAUGGUGGUUGUGUUCUUCAGUGUGAUGUCAUUUUGCAAGAUGUUUGUGGAAAUGUUCCUUUGCACUUCGGAAUCUGUUCUGAUACUUUUCUCCUAGCAUCAAGGUACAAUUAAAAAAGAGAGAGAGAGACAGACAGAAAAGAAGAAAUGCAAUUUCAAAGAAAACUGUUCUCUUUGAACAAUGAGGACCCACACUACAAAGUAGGGCCCAAGGAAGGAACUCAGGAGAAAGGGACUGAAGCUGGAUCUUAUAUAGCCUCAGUGUUCAACCAGCCAGAGAGCAGGGCCUGGAGACCAUUCAGGGAAUGCCAGGUGGCCUAAAAUAGGGUGGGCCAGGCAAGCUAGAGCCCCCCACUGUCAGAAUUCAAAGCCCAUGUGCCCACCAGAUUCAAGCUUAGAAGCUGUCUAGGAACGUGCCCGAGGCACUUAAGCUUCUCAUCAAAAUCACCACUCUUCCAAGUGAGCUUCCUUGAGCAAGCAACUCAGUGAGCUCCCAGAAGGCCAAGUGGUGGGAAAGACCUCAUUGCCUUCUGAGCAGAUGAGGACAGCAGGUGGCCCCUCCCCCUUGCCUACAGCUCAGCUCCCUGCUCCUCUCAGACAAUUCUUAUCACAGGUCAAAAGAUUUCCAGGCCCUCCAGGGAUUCUGAGAAAUCACACAGAAUCUACGAAAGGACUUGUGUCCUUGGAGUACACCUCCUCCUCUCUGAGAAGAAAAUGCCUUGGGGUUCUGCUGAGAUAAAGACCCUCAUAGUUCAUUCUUUCCUGGCCUCUCAUGCCACUCUGCUUCAAGCUUGGGGGCUGUCUCUCUUAGGUCAUGGAAAGCAAACAUGAUGUCCUAGCUGACGAUCUUAGGAUGUUACCAACAGAGGGAGAUCAGAGCAACCCCUCUCCUCACUUUGUUAUUGGGUCAAUUGGCAUCUGGAGAGGAGAAGAAAUUUUCUAAAGAUUGGUCAGUGGCAAUAUAAAUGUAGGGAUCCUGACCUCCCAACAUAAGGCUCUGUCUGUUCUGUAACAAACAUCUCUGAGCCAUAUGCCCACUCCCAAGAAAAUUAUGUAGGGUCUUUCAUCUAGUUACCGAGUCACCAGGCUUUGGCCAUAUGCUCAGAAUGAAAACCACAGUGAAACCUGGGGACAUUGGCAAGUGGUCUGAGACAACCUUAGAAAAUAAUGUAGGAAGGAUGGAUAGAUGGAUGGAUGGAUGGAUAGAUAGAUAGAUAGAUAGAUA